UUUUGAAGUACUGUGGGUCUUGUUUUCCAGGAUAUGCUGUCUGCCCAAAGAAAUCAUGCUAUAAGGAUUAAGAAGCUUCCUAAGGGCACAGUUUCAUUCCACACCCAGUCAGAUCACCGCUUUGUGGGCACUAUAGAGAAAGAAGCCACUCCUGCCAAAGCCACUAGCCCAAAUAAAAGCAAAGAGAAGGAACCUGAAGAGGGAAUAAUCGCAUAUGAUGAUUGUGGAGAGAAACUGACUGUUCCUUAUCAGGCGAAGGAUGUGGAAGGAUCUGCUAACCCUCAGAUAGGAGAUAAGGCAAUAUAACUAAGUUCCCAAAAUAUAUAUGAU
Molecule: messenger RNA, 330 nt
Organism: Chelonoidis abingdonii (Abingdon island giant tortoise)
Lineage: Eukaryota; Metazoa; Chordata; Testudines; Testudinidae
Source: RefSeq, a predicted model, not a curated record